This is a messenger RNA of Pseudopodoces humilis (Tibetan ground-tit), 786 nucleotides long. It is a transcript of the gene NRIP3, whose product is annotated as nuclear receptor interacting protein 3. Lineage: Eukaryota; Metazoa; Chordata; Aves; Passeriformes; Paridae. Gene Ontology annotation, molecular function: aspartic-type endopeptidase activity. The record is from RefSeq and is a predicted model, not a curated record. Gene Ontology annotation, biological process: proteolysis.
AUGUUUUAUUCGGGGAUCCUGACAGAGCCGAGUAGGAAAGAAGUGGAGAUCAGGGAAGCGGCGUCUCUCCGCCAGCAGAGGAGGAUGAAGCAGGCGGUUCAGUUUAUUCACAAGGAUUCUGCAGAUCUCCUCCCUCUGGACGGGCUGAAGAAGCUGGGCACUUCGAAAGAUACUCAACCACAUAACAUCCUGCAGAAGCGCCUGAUGGAGACAAAUUUAUCCAAGUUCCGAGGCAGCCGAGGCAGCUGGACUCCGAAGGGCGAUCUCUCAUCACAGACCAACAAGCUGAACCAAACCAAACUGGGCAGCUUGGGCAAAACAGAGGAUGAAGAGCUCAUAGCGGUGAGCUGCCAGUGUGCGGGGAAGGAGCUGAAGGCCGUGGUGGACACCGGCUCACAGCACAACCUCAUGUCGUCCGCCUGCCUGGACAGGCUGGGGUUAAAGGAGCAUCUCAAAGCACUCCCUGUCGAAGAUGAGAUGGUUUCGCUGCCAAACAAGGUGAAAGCCAUUGGCCAGAUCGAGUGUCUGUCCCUCACGGUGGGAGCGGUUCCUGUGGAGUGUGCUGCCCUCGUCGUGGAAGACAACGAGCAACCCUUUUCCUUUGGGCUGCAGACACUGAAGUCUCUAAAGUGUGUCAUAAACAUGGAGAAGCACCACCUCAUUCUGGGGCAGAUGGACAGGGAAGAAAUCCCGUUUGUGAGCAUUGACAGUGCUGAGGCAGGAGAGCACAGUUUGGAGGCAUAAAGAGGAGUUGAAACGCCAUCCCCACACAAGAGCUUGAUAUCA